AUGUCGCAUCAACAAGGUGACAGUAACUAUACCAUGGGGUACUCCCAGGCCACCACAACCAGCCACGCAUCGCGGACUGCCGAGGAGGACGCGGGUUUCUUGCUUCCGCAUCUCAAGCCUACAGACAAAAUCUUGGAUGUUGGAUGUGGCCCGGGCACUAUCACUAUUGGCUUCGCGGCAAUCGCACAUGAUGGUGAGGUCGUCGGUAUCGACAUCUCUGAAGAGGUCCUGGGUCAGGCACGGCAGGUCGCGGCGAAAGCCGGGUCGCCCUCAAACCUAUCUUUUCGACACGGCGAUGUCCUCAAGGGUCUCGAAUGGAUCCCCGACGGCACGUUUGACGCCGUCUACGCCUCUCAGGUUUUUCCGCAUUUGCCUACCGCCGAAAUGAGGGAGCAAGCACUGAGCGAAAUGCGUCGUGUGCUUAAGAAGGACGGCAUACUGGCCACACGCACAUUGGCAGAUAUGCAGUGGUAUCCAAGGGAAUUGGACCUCAACGAGCUUGUUGGCGCGCGCAUGAACAAGGCAUUUGCCACCAGCGAUUAUGUCGGACCAUGGAUGCCAGCGCUGUACAGAAAAGUUGGCUUUGAAAAGAUCAAGGUUGGGGCAGGAACCCGUGUGCACGCCACUGAAGAGGAAAGAAGAUGGCUGGUAGGUACAUUUGGCGGUCGUCUGGCACCUGGCGAGACGGUCCGGAAGAGCUGGAUUGAAGCUGGAAUCAGUGAGGAGGAGGUUGACAACACAAGACGUGUGCUGGAAACAUGGGAAAAUACUGAGGAUGCAUGGUACAUUGGAAUCCAGGCGGAUAUCCUGGGAUGGAAAUGA
Messenger RNA from Pyricularia grisea, 822 nucleotides. RefSeq lists its product as uncharacterized. The transcript has a single exon. Gene Ontology annotation, molecular function: methyltransferase activity. The coding region runs from base 1 to 822 and encodes 273 amino acids. The record is from RefSeq and is a predicted model, not a curated record. Lineage: Eukaryota; Fungi; Ascomycota; Sordariomycetes; Magnaporthales; Pyriculariaceae.